AUGAUUCUCAGGCAGCUGAUUACAAGCGCACGUCACCCACGGCUCGCCGCGUGGGUGGCGCCCGCCUGGCCAACCGGGCAUGCCAGCGAUGCCACGCUUGCUUCCUCCGCUGCGGCACCGCCCUCCAGCCCGGGCCAGCAGCCGCCUGUCCUGGUGGAGGACCGCGGCACGCAUGCUAUCAUCACCCUGAAUAGACCCAAGGCGCUCAACGCGCUGUCGGCCGAGCUCUGCCACGCGCUGCUGUCGGCGGUGCGCUCCCUGGAUGGCGACCCCCGCCUGGGCGCCAUCGUCAUCACGGGCAGCGGGCGCGCGUUCGCGGCAGGGGUGGACAUAAAGGAGCUGGAGGGGCUCAGCCAGGAGCAGCCACGCGCCAGCGUGCCGCGCCUCACCGACGACACGGCGCGGCAGGUGCGCCCCGUAGAGCUGCUGGACGGCCUCGCGGCCGUGGCCACCCCGCUGGUGGCCGCGGUCAACGGCUAUGCGCUGGGCGGCGGCUGCGAGCUGGCCCUGAUGUGUGACAUCAUCGUGGCAGGGGAGGCGGCGGUGUUUGGACUGCCCGAGCUGCAGCUGGGGGUGAUGCCCGCAAUGGGGGGCACCCAACGGCUGCCGCGGCUGGUGGGGCGGCCCCUGGCUAUGGACGUCGUGCUCACGGGGCGCAGGCUCACUGCCCAGGAGGCGCUGGCCGCCGGCCUCGUCAGCCGCGUGGUGCAAGACCCCGUCGCGGUAGCUUCAGCGAUCGCGGCGCGUGUCGCGUCGUCGACGCCAGCCGGCGCGGCGGCGCGCGCCAAGGCGGCGGUGCGGGCGUCCGAGGCGCUGCCAAUUGCGGAGGGGCUGGCGCUGGAGCGGGAGUUGUUUUACUCGUGCUUUGGGCCUGAGCAGAAAGAGGGGAUGGCGGCGUUCAGGGAAAAGCGGCCACCCAAGUUCCGGUGA
Messenger RNA from Monoraphidium neglectum, 930 nucleotides. RefSeq names its product enoyl-CoA hydratase. Bases 1 to 930 code for a protein of 309 amino acids. Gene Ontology annotation, biological process: fatty acid beta-oxidation. Gene Ontology annotation, molecular function: enoyl-CoA hydratase activity. NCBI's taxonomy places the organism in Eukaryota, Viridiplantae, Chlorophyta, Chlorophyceae, Sphaeropleales, Selenastraceae. The record is from RefSeq and is a predicted model, not a curated record. The transcript has 6 exons.